Messenger RNA from Myripristis murdjan (pinecone soldierfish), 989 nucleotides. RefSeq names its product Ras homolog, mTORC1 binding (gene rheb). The record is from RefSeq and is a predicted model, not a curated record. Bases 40 to 597 code for a protein of 185 amino acids. Gene Ontology annotation, cellular component: membrane. NCBI's taxonomy places the organism in Eukaryota, Metazoa, Chordata, Actinopteri, Holocentriformes, Holocentridae. Gene Ontology annotation, molecular function: GTP binding; GTPase activity. Gene Ontology annotation, biological process: signal transduction. The transcript is spliced from 8 exons.
GCUGUUCGGGCCGCCCGUCUGGAUGCCACAUCUAAGACCAUGCCGCAGCCCAAAUCCCGGAAGAUCGCCGUGCUGGGGUACAGGUCGGUGGGAAAGUCUUCACUGACCAUCCAAUUUGUGGAAGGACAGUUCGUCGACUCCUACGACCCCACCAUAGAGAACACAUUCACCAAGACGAUCACCGUGAACGGACAGGAGUACAACCUGCAGCUGGUGGACACGGCCGGCCAGGAUGAGUACUCGAUCUUCCCUCAGAGUUACACCAUAGACGUGGACGGCUACAUCCUCCUCUACUCCGUCACCUCCUACAAAAGCUUCGAGGUUGUCAGGGUGAUCCAUGAGAAGCUGCUGGACAUGGUGGGAAACGUUCAAGUGCCGCUCAUUUUAGUAGGAAACAAGAAAGACUUGCACAUGGAAAGAGUCAUCAGUUUCGAGGAGGGGAAGGUUCUUGCUGAGUCAUGGAACGCCGCCUUCCUGGAGUCUUCAGCCAAAGAAAACCAGACGGCGGUGGAGGUGUUCAGGAGGAUGAUCCUGGAGCUGGAGAAGAUGGAGGCCGGCCAGCAGGCGCAGGGCCGGACGUCCUGCUCCCUCAUGUAGCUUCCAGAGACCCCGUCCCGUUCCGUCCCGUCCCGUCUCUGACCCCCCCCACUCCAACCCUCCCAAGCCCCGCCCACUGCGGCCGACCGCCUCAACAGGCAUGCUGGGAAGUGGACGGCGGUGGCUGGUGAUGUGACUCUGCCUGAUGGGACGUCCCAACAAAGUGCAGUCACAGUCUGGAGGUUCUGCUGAACCGUCGAUAAAAAACACAAACCUGAAAAAUCAAAAUCCCUUCAUGUGCCCUCACACGGGGGCGACUCUGAAACCUGGGAAGGCCGAUGAAGAUGCAGUCGCUUCUUUGUUUGUUUGUUAGGUUUUUUUUGUUUGUUUGUUUGUUUCAUUUUUUGUUUGGUUUUGAAAAGCACAGACUCUUCCUCUAAAAUCUAUUCAAA